AUGACAGGUGUUUGGCCAGAAUCUAAGAGUUUUAAUGAUGAAGGAUAUGGUCCAAUCCCUAAAAAGUGGCAUGGAACUUGUCAAACUGCUAAAGGGAAUCCAGAUAACUUUCACUGCAACAGGAAGCUUAUUGGAGCAAGAUAUUUUAACAAAGGCUAUCUGGCAAUGCCAAUUCCUAUUAGAGACCCAAAUGAAACAUUCAAUAGUGCACGUGACUUUGAUGGUCAUGGUUCACAUACUUUAUCAACUGUUGGAGGAAAUUUCGUUGCUAAUGCGAGUGUAUUUGGCAAUGGCCGAGGAACAGCAAGUGGUGGAUCACCAAAAGCUCGAGUUGCAGCCUAUAAGGUUUGCUGGGGGGAUUUAUGUCAUGAUGCAGAUAUUUUGGCUGGUUUUGAAGCUGCAAUAAGUGAUGGUGUUGAUGUACUUUCAGUGUCUUUGGGUAGAAAUUUUCCUGUUGAAUUUCACAAUAGCAGUAUUUCCAUAGGGUCUUUCCAUGCAGUUGCCAACAACAUCAUUGUUGUGUCUGGUGGAGGAAAUUCAGGACCUGAUCCUAGUACUGUAUCCAACUUGGAACCUUGGACACUUACAGUUGCUGCAAGCACAAUUGAUCGAGAUUUCACAAGCUAUGUUAUUCUUGGUAACAAGAAAAUACUCAAGGGAAAGAGCCUUUCAGAGCAUGAACUACCGCGGCAUAAGUUGUAUCCAUUGAUUAGUGCUGCUGAUGCCAAAUUUGAUCAUGUGUCAACGGUAGAAGCCCUCUUGUGCAUUAAUGGAUCUCUUGAUUCUCAUAAAGCAAAGGGAAAAAUAUUGGUAUGUCUUCGAGGUAACAAUGGUAGAGUUAAAAAGGGUGUAGAAGCUUCUCGAGUAGGUGCUGUUGGAAUGAUUUUGGCUAAUGACGAGGCUUCAGGCGGUGAAAUUAUAUCUGACGCUCAUGUGCUUCCCGCUUCACAUGUUAACUUUAAAGAUGGAAACGUCAUUUUAAAAUAUGUCAAUUACACCAAGUCUCCUAUAGCUUAUAUUACUAGAGUUAAAACACAAUUGGGUGUAAAGGCAUCUCCAUCUAUAGCUGCAUUUUCAUCAAGAGGACCAAAUAUCCUUGCCCCUUCAAUCCUUAAGCCUGACAUCACUGCACCAGGAGUCAAAAUAAUUGCAGCUUAUAGUGAAGCUUUACCUCGUUCACCAAGUGAAUCUGAUAAGCGAAGAACUCCUUUUAAUAUUAUGUCAGGCACUUCGAUGGCAUGUCCUCAUGUUGCUGGACUUGUUGCGCUGCUCAAAUCUGUCCAUCCUGAUUGGAGUCCAGCUGUUAUCAAGUCAGCAAUCAUGACUACAGCAACAACAAAAGACAACAUCGGAGGUCAUUUGUUGGAUUCAUCGCAAGAAGAAGCAACUCCUAAUGCAUAUGGUGCAGGGCACGUUCGACCUAAUCUUGCAGCAGAUCCUGGACUUGUGUAUGACCUAAAUAUAACUGAUUAUUUGAACUUUUUAUGUGGUCAUGGAUACAACAACUCCCAACUUAAAUUGUUCUAUGGAAGACCUUACACUUGUCCCAAAUCCUUCAAUUUAAUUGAUUUCAAUUAUCCAGCCAUCAUAGUUCCGAACUUUAAAAUUGGACAGCCUUUGAACGUUACUCGUACUGUAACCAAUGUCGGGUCUCCAAGCAGGUAUAGAGUGCAUAUCCAAGCACCCACAGGAUUUCUAGUUUCAGUGAAGCCUAACAGACUAAAUUUUAAGAAAAAUGGUGAAAAAAGAGAGUUCAAGGUUACAUUAACCUUGAAGAAAGGAACUACAUAUAAGACUGAUUACGUCUUUGGAAAAUUGAUUUGGACCGAUGGAAAACAUCAAGUUGCGACUCCUAUUGCAAUAAAGUAUCCACAUUAGU
Molecule: messenger RNA, 1879 nt
Organism: Medicago truncatula (barrel medic)
Lineage: Eukaryota; Viridiplantae; Streptophyta; Magnoliopsida; Fabales; Fabaceae
Product: subtilisin-like protease SBT5.3
Exons: 7
Coding region: 1-1878 (625 amino acids)
Biological process (GO): proteolysis
Molecular function (GO): serine-type endopeptidase activity
Source: RefSeq, a predicted model, not a curated record